Messenger RNA from Nicotiana tabacum (common tobacco), 414 nucleotides. RefSeq lists its product as uncharacterized. NCBI's taxonomy places the organism in Eukaryota, Viridiplantae, Streptophyta, Magnoliopsida, Solanales, Solanaceae. The record is from RefSeq and is a predicted model, not a curated record.
AUGGAACGGAUUCAACAACUAGUUUGGCGUGUGGAUGGAUUUCGACAAGUCGUCGAGGAAUGUGAACUAAGAGACUUGGGGUUUACGGGUAGUCGUUUCACCUGGGAGCGUCACAGGAAUACAAGGAAUUGGGUCUGUGAACGACUAGAUCGUGUUUUGACCACAUCUCAAUGGGUCCUCCUAUUUCCGAAGGCGCAGGUCCAUCAUCUUGAGGUAGCAAAUAGUGAUCACUCCGCUCUAUUCUUAUCACUAGGGGUGAGUGUUAUUCGAUAUGCCCCCGUACCUUUUAGAUUCGAGAAUGCUUGGCUCAAAGAGAUUGACAUAGAAGAGGCAGUUUUGGAGGCGUGGUCAUGCGGCAGAGAAAAACCAAUUGGAAAUCGCAUUGCAAUUUGUGGAAACUUUCUGAAGGAAUGA